UCUAUCUAGUAAAUGUAUAUUCUUUUCACUCGAUUUUAUCUACUUGCCCACACUAUUACAUUUCUUUCUGAUUUCAGUCAGACAACUGAAUGGUCGUUUGGUUGUGAUCUGUGUAUAGAGAUACAAUGACGUCCAAAGUAUCGCGUGAUACUCUUUAUGAAUGUGUGAAUGCUGUCCUCCAACACUCACAAGACAAAAAAAGGAAAUUCUUAGAAACAGUGGAGCUCCAAAUUGGAUUGAAGAAUUAUGAUCCACAAAAGGACAAACGUUUCUCAGGCACCGUCAAAUUAAAAAAUAUUCCAAGACCAAAAAUGCAAGUUUGUGUUUUGGGAGAUCAACAACAUUGUGAUGAAGCUAAAGCUAACAAUAUUCCAUAUAUGGAUGCAGAAGCAUUGAAAAAAUUGAAUAAAAAUAAAAAGCUUGUAAAAAAAUUAGCCAAAAAAUAUGAUGCUUUCUUAGCUAGUGAAUCUUUAAUUAAGCAAAUUCCACGUAUUCUUGGUCCUGGUCUAAAUAAAGCUGGUAAAUUCCCUGGUCUUCUUUCUCAUCAAGAAUCAAUGGUAGGAAAAAUUGAUGAGGUGAAAGCUACAAUUAAAUUUCAAAUGAAAAAGGUAUUAUGUUUGUCAGUAGCUGUAGGACAUGUGGAAAUGACUCCAGAUGAACUAGUACAAAAUGUACAUCUUUCAAUUAAUUUUUUAGUUUCAUUAUUAAAAAAACAUUGGCAAAAUGUACGUUCUCUUCACAUUAAAUCUUCAAUGGGACCUCCUCAAAGAUUGUAUUAAUGUAAUUGGUAUGAAUAAUAUUUCUCAUGCAUAAUGAAAAAAUAAAAUGAGAAUAAAAAUGUAA
Molecule: messenger RNA, 843 nt
Organism: Apis mellifera (honey bee)
Lineage: Eukaryota; Metazoa; Arthropoda; Insecta; Hymenoptera; Apidae
Gene: RpL10Ab
Product: 60S ribosomal protein L10a
Exons: 5
Coding region: 126-779 (217 amino acids)
Biological process (GO): translation
Cellular component (GO): large ribosomal subunit
Molecular function (GO): RNA binding; structural constituent of ribosome
Source: RefSeq, a predicted model, not a curated record